Messenger RNA from Lepus europaeus (European hare), 938 nucleotides. It is a transcript of the gene PEMT, whose product is annotated as phosphatidylethanolamine N-methyltransferase. The record is from RefSeq and is a predicted model, not a curated record. Lineage: Eukaryota; Metazoa; Chordata; Mammalia; Lagomorpha; Leporidae. The coding region runs from base 117 to 797 and encodes 226 amino acids. Gene Ontology annotation, molecular function: phosphatidylethanolamine N-methyltransferase activity. The transcript is spliced from 7 exons. Gene Ontology annotation, biological process: phosphatidylcholine biosynthetic process.
CGAUGGGGCCGGCUCCGGUUGCGCGUGGCUGCGCGAGCGGCCCCCCGUGUGUGGUCCCUCCUGAGGCGCCCCUCCGGUGAAGGGUCCGACCUGGUGGGGUCCGGGGUGGCGAGCCCAUGAGCGGCUGGGUGGCGGAGGCGCUCGACUGCUGCGGAGGCCUCGACAACAUUGAUUUCAGGCAGGCAGACCUGCGCGUUAUGAGCCUACUGCUGGGCUACGUGGACCCCUCCCAUCCCAGCUUCGUGGCCGCCGUCUUCACCAUCGCUUUCAACCCACUCUUCUGGAAUGUGGUUGCAAGAUGGGAACAGAAAACCCGCAGGCUGAGCAAGGCCUUUGGGUCCCCCUACCUGGCCUGCUACGCCCUGGGCGUUGCCAUCCUGCUGUUGAACGCGUUGCGCUCGCACUGCUUCACCCUGGCCAUGGUGAACCAGCCCAAGAUGGACAGCCUGGACAACCCCAGCAUCCAGCGCCUGGGCCUUGCACUCCUGGCCGUGGGCAUCCUGUUUGUGGUUUCCAGCUUCCUCGCCCUGGGCUUCACCGGAACCUUCCUAGGUGACUACUUUGGAAUCCUCAAGGAGGCCAGGGUGACCACGUUCCCCUUCAACGUCCUGGACAACCCCAUGUACUGGGGCAGCACAGCAAACUACCUGGGCUGGGCCCUCCUAUAUGCCAGCCCCACGGGCCUGCUGCUGACGGCCGUGGUGGCCCUCGUCUACAUGGUUGCUGUCUACUAUGAGGAGCCAUUCACCGCAGAGAUCUACCGCCAGAAGACCACCAGGCCCCACAAACGAAGAUGACCGGGCCAGGCCCCGCAUGGGGGAGAGCGGCCGGCUGGGGAGAGGGGCGCUUCAGUGCCUUGGGGGCCCCCCGGACCUGCCGUUGGGUGGUUCCAGCCCCCUACCAGGACCACACUCCCCAAUAAAGGCACUCUGACCCCA